AUGCAAGCGACCAGAAAGUCCAUUUCGGUGUACCGAGAGAUCGAAGGACUCUACCUCAGCUACUACUUCAGCGACGAGAACGUCCGCUCAGCCCUCGCCUAUAAGCCGAGGCCAGAUGAUGUAUUUAUCGUAGGCUAUCCCAAAUGCGGUACCACGUGGAUGCAGUACCUCCUCUGCAACAUCUUUAGUGGUGGUGUUCCUCCGAGGGACACAGAAGAAUUCGAGGCCAAGUCACCAUUUUUGCUCUUCACCGGAGCUCAAGGCGCCGAAGAGAUGCCGAGGCCGGGCGCCAUCAAGACGCACUUCCCUUUCGACAAGCAACCUCACUUGAAAGAGGCCAAGUACUUCUACGUCACCAGGAACCCAUACGACUGCUGGGUCUCCUUCUACCACCACAUGAAGAACACUCCCGCCUACUUUUUCGAGGACGGUACCUUCGACCAGUUUUUCGAUUUGUUCGUGGAAGGAAAAGGUGAGUUCGGCGACUACUUUGACCACCUGUUGUCCUGGUACGAACAUCGGAACGACCUCAACGUGUUCUUCUUGACUUACGAAGACCUCAAGAAGGACACGGCGUCCUGGGUGCUGAAGAUGGCUGACUUCCUGGGUAAGGAGUACGGCGAGAGGUUGCGAAGUGACCCAGCGCUGCUUAAGCGCAUCGUGGAGGUGUCCAGCGUGUCGAACAUGAAGGAGGCACUUAACGACGCGUGGAAGUCACCGGCGAUUGAUGUCCCGCCGGCCGUGGGAACUGACGGAUCGCUGCAAAUCACCAAAGAGUCGUUGGAAGCGGCAGCAAAGAAGCCGAUGACUGGCGAUUUCGUUCGUAAGGGCGUAGUUGGAGACUGGAGGAACCAUUUUUCGCCAGAACAGAUCGAAACAAUGAAGCAGCGCGUUGAGACCAAAACGGCAGGCAGUGAUGUGAUGCAGUUGUGGAAAGAGUACGACCUUCCAUGACUGAACUAAGAGGAGUGAGCUCGCGCGUAAAGCUUCUGCGUUGGUUGCGUUCUGUGAAGCAUCUCUAUGUAUAUAUAUUAUA
Molecule: messenger RNA, 1036 nt
Organism: Ixodes scapularis (black-legged tick)
Lineage: Eukaryota; Metazoa; Arthropoda; Arachnida; Ixodida; Ixodidae
Product: sulfotransferase ssu-1-like
Exons: 1
Coding region: 1-954 (317 amino acids)
Biological process (GO): sulfation
Cellular component (GO): cytoplasm
Molecular function (GO): sulfotransferase activity
Source: RefSeq, a predicted model, not a curated record